AUGGCUACAGUAUCGGACUCGGAUCAAUCGUUGGAUUUAACCCUCACCCCAUGCGCCCUCUGCAACCAAGUUUCGGAAGAAAAUGAAGGUAUGGUUCACUGUGAUUCUUGUAAAGGCUGGUUCCACUACCGUUGCGUCGGAGUGUCUGACGAUGUCAAGAAGGAGAAAAUGUGGUUCUGUAGCGCGGUAGCGUGUCAACAAGCUUAUUCUGAGUACCUGAAAAAACAAGAGGUUGCAGCGAAAAGGAAGAAAACGAAAAAGGAUGAUGUAUCAGCUAAAUCGGACAGCAUCGCUCACACACUUGAAAAUCGGAUGAAGGAACUUGAACGACAAGAAAAGGCUAAGGAUGAUGAGCUGGAAAUUGAAACAGCUUUGCGGGUGCGAAAAUUAGCUCUGCAAAAGGCUCGUCGUAUGAAGCAGCUUGCAAUCGAAAAUGAUUUAAGGAAAAUGGAAUUGGAGCAGGAAGAAGAACUAAACGCCAAGGCCUUGAAAGAAAAAGAAGAUCAUUUAGCAAAAUUGGAAGAAAUGCGCGCAUCAUUUUCGUCGAAACUAACUGUAGUUCAAGGCAAAAUUGAUAGACUGAAUGAUAGUUUGCACGAAAGUAAGGAUGGAAUGAAACAUAAAGCGCAGAAACUAAAGCUUGAGAAAAAACCCAAGGCGCGUGCAAAAUUUGAUCAACAAAAUAGCGAUACUGAAUGGACUUCAUCCGGGGAUUCUAAUUGUACUGAUUCUUUAAGUGAGAGCAGCGAUACAGAUAUUUCUACCGAAAUCGAAAAGGAGUCGAAGGACAGGAAACAUGACAAGUCCAACGGGCUGGGGCCCCAACCCUCUCAGGCACAAUUGACGGCCAGAAGCGGAAUUAGUCGGAAGUUACCUAUAUUCACAGGAAAAGCGGAAGAAUGGCCGCUGUUUAUAAGCAGUUUUAAGUCAUCUACCAUAGCUUGCGGCUACACUGAGGUAGAAAACUUGGUGCGUUUACAAGAAAGCAUACAAGGAGACGCGCUCGAAAAUGUUCGUGGUCAACUUUUAUUUCCCAAGUCGGUCCCAAAGGCGAUUAAAAAGCUGCGUCAACUGUAUGGGCGUCCAGAACAGCUUCUUCGAUUCUAUUUAGACAAAGUUCGGCAAUUGGAAUCUCCUAAGGCUGACAAAUUACAUACGUAUAUUCCCUUCGGUAAUGCCGUUGAGCAAUUAUGUGAGCACUUGGAAGCCGCAGAAUUGAAAGAACACUUGUUGAAUCCGAUUCUUAUUCAAGACCUUGUCGACAAGCUUCCUGCGAGUGACAAACGGGAGUGGGUGCGUUAUAAAAAACGAAAACACAGCGCAGACCUACGCGUUUUCAGUAAAUUCCUGUCCCGAAUUGUAGAUGAAGCAUGCGAAGCUAGUGUUUCAUUUCAUUCCAAAGCCGAUUCCAAGAUUUCCGGUAACGCGAGGAAUAAGGAGAGACUAUUCAGUCAUGAUAUAGCUCAAGAAGAGGAACCUUGUGAACUGCCAACUAGUGAUCCGCCAGCGCGCGAUCAGUCGACCACCAACCUGAAACCGUGCAAAGUAUGCAAAAGCUCAAAUCACCGUCUUCGUGACUGUCAAGAGUUUAAAGAGAUGAGUGUUUUACAACGAUUGGAAUUAGUAGAAAAGUGGAAACUAUGUCAUGUAUGCCUGAACGAUCACGGGAAAUCAUGGUGCAGAUUCAAAAUUAGAUGUGAUAUCGGAGACUGUCGAGAACGCCACAACCCGCUGUUACAUAAAUCAGUUCGUAGAGUCGUCAUGAAUACACAUUUCCGUUCAAACUCUUCAAUUCUAUUCCGCGUCAUUCCGGUCGUUUUACACUAUGGUCGAAAAUCAAUAAAAACAACAGCCUUUCUAGACGAUGGAUCGUCUGCAACACUGGUCGAGCAGUCACUAGCGGACGAGCUAGGAGUUGUCGGUCAAAAGGAGCCUCUUACCAUUACUUGGACAGCUGAUGUGUCACGCGUCGAAGAAAAUUCGAUGCGGAUGAAUCUUAAAAUAUCGUCUUGUGAUGAUAAUGAGCUUUGGUGUUUAAAUGGUACUCGCACAGUGGGAGAGUUGAAACUACCAAAACAAUCCAUGUGUUUCGAAGAUCUGACUGAAAAACAUGCUCAUCUCCGUGGUUUACCCAUUCAAUCCUACAGCGGAACCUGUCCGGGUUUGCUCAUAGGGCUAAAUAAUUUGCAUCUAAUGGCUCCACUGGAAACAAAAAUGGGUGGCAUAGGAGAUCCUAUCGCUGUUCGAUCUAAGCUUGGUUGGGCAAUUUACGGUCCGGUUGGUAAGCAACAUAUUUAUGGCGAUUCCGAAUUUUUUGGCGUUCACGUGGAAGUGAGCAACGAAGAGCUGCAUGACCUCAUAAAAUUACAAUACACCAUAGAGGAAGCUACUGUGCCGGUUGUGCGAGAAUCUCCAGAGGAUGUACGAGCUAGACAAAUUCUCGAGAGUACCACUAUUCGAGUUGGUGACAGGUUCGAAACGGGCCUGUUGUGGAAGACGGACGACCCGAAAUUUCCUGACAACUAUCAUAUGGCGGCACGGCGAGCAAAACAGUUGGAACAUCGCUUGCUAAAAACUCCUGAUCUGUUCGCAAAUGUUUGUCAGCAGAUAAAAGAGUAUCAGGAAAAGGGCUACGCUCAUGAGGCGUCAUCUGAAGAAUUAUCUUCAUCGUCGCCGAACAAGUCCUGGUAUCUUCCGCUAAAUGUGGUCCUGAACCCUAAGAAACCAGGAAAAGUACGCCUAGUGUGGGACGCAGCUGCAACCGUAUCCGGAAUAUCUUUAAAUUCACAACUACUCAAAGGUCCAGACAUGUUAGUGUCUUUACCAGCUGUCAUAAACAGAUUUCGAGAACGUCGAAUCGCGUUUGGUGCGGACAUACGCGAAAUGUACCACCAACUACAAAUUCGGAAACAAGAUCGACAGGCCCAGCGUUUUCUGUUUCGAGCCGAUCCGAAUUAA
Uranotaenia lowii is the source of this 2958-nucleotide messenger RNA. RefSeq lists its product as uncharacterized. The transcript has a single exon. NCBI's taxonomy places the organism in Eukaryota, Metazoa, Arthropoda, Insecta, Diptera, Culicidae. The coding region runs from base 1 to 2958 and encodes 985 amino acids. The record is from RefSeq and is a predicted model, not a curated record.